Messenger RNA from Eutrema salsugineum, 1225 nucleotides. RefSeq names its product serine/threonine-protein kinase-like protein ACR4. Gene Ontology annotation, molecular function: ATP binding; protein kinase activity. The coding region runs from base 33 to 1040 and encodes 335 amino acids. The record is from RefSeq and is a predicted model, not a curated record. Gene Ontology annotation, biological process: protein phosphorylation. NCBI's taxonomy places the organism in Eukaryota, Viridiplantae, Streptophyta, Magnoliopsida, Brassicales, Brassicaceae. The transcript has a single exon. Gene Ontology annotation, cellular component: plasma membrane.
UUUCUUUUUGUUUUGUUUCAAUUAAAAAUAAAAUGGACAAAUCUGCAAAAAUCGCUUACGCCUCUGUUCUAUCUCUUCUCUCGCUCUCACUUCUUCUUCUCAUCAUCUUCCUCUUCUUAUUAUGCAGAAAGAAACCGAUCCGGUCCGACGAACCUCUGCUUCCAGAAACCAAAUCGGCCGGUCUUUCUUAUCCCUUAACCGAAUUAGAUUCAGCAACCGACGGAUUUAACCAGCGACGAAUCAUCGGUAGUGGUCGGUUAGGAACGGUUUACGCGGCGGUUCUUCCAUCGCAUAAAAACCUCGUCGCGGUCAAAAGAAUACAUCCCAGUUUGGUUUUGAGUAAACCGGGUUCCGGUUUUUCCACGGUUCUUAAAACGCUUUCUUCUUCUCAGCAUCCCAACGUCGUCUCGAUUCUAGGGUUUUCAGAAGCUCCCGGAGAGAGAAUCGUGGUGACUGAAUUCGUCGGAGAAGCGAGGAGUUUGAGCGAUCACUUAUACGGAGAUUCCGAUGUCGAAUCGGCGGUUUCCGCGGUUGAUUUUGAUUGGCGAAAGCGUUUCAGAGUCGCGGCGGGAGCGGCGAGAGGUUUGGAGUAUUUGCACGAAGUUAUAAACCCUAGAAUCGUCCAUGGUCGAUUCACGUCUUCGAAUGUAUUGGUAGAUGAGAAAUUCAUGGCGAAGGUUUCCGAUUACGGAUUCGGGUUUUUGAUUCCGCGUGAGAAAUCGGAGAUUUCUGGGUACGUUGAAGAAGGGUAUUGCAAAGAGAGCGAUGUGUAUGGAUUCGGCGUCGUUUUGCUGGAGAUUCUGAGUGGGAGAAGAAGCGAGAACGGAUUGAUCGUGAAAUGGGCAACGCCAUUGAUCAAAGAACAGAGAUUCGGCGAGCUUUUAGAUCCGAGGAUAGUUGUUCAGAGUGAGACCAAGUGUUUGGUUAUAAGAUUUGCUAAGGUUGCUUUGGCUUGCGUUGGAAACUCGCGGAGGAGCCGGCCGUCGAUUUCUCAGGUGGCGGCGAUUUUGAACAGUUUGGAGAGGGAAGAAGGAGGAUGAUUUGAACAUUUUUAAAAGUUUUGGGGGCAUUUAGGGAGAAAAUUGGGAGUUUAAGGGGUAGAGUAGUUAUUAAUGGAACAGUUUCGUAAAUGUUAUUUUACGCCGUGUACAAAUUAUAUAAUUUUGGCGUGUAAAUUCGGUUUUAUUAUUCAAUUAAUAAUGUUCAUUGAUGCUUUUAAACGCAU